Candidula unifasciata is the source of this 415-nucleotide messenger RNA. The record is from the annotation of a GenBank genome assembly. Lineage: Eukaryota; Metazoa; Mollusca; Gastropoda; Stylommatophora; Geomitridae.
AUGAUUCAGGCCAUUCAGGUAUUACGGUUUCAUUUGCUGGAAUUAGAAAAAGUACACGAACUGUGUGACAAUUUCUGCCAUCGGUACAUAUCCUGUUUGAAGGGCAAGAUGCCCAUAGACUUGGUCAUAGAUGACCGGGAUGGUGCCGGGUCUUCGUCGACGGCGCCAGCGAAAACAUCGACAUCAACAUCGUUGGAUAAUAUUGAUCAGCAUUCAGAGAACAGUCGGGAUCACCAGGUGUUUUCUCCGGCUGGUGAUACACUUUUUGUUAAUGAAAAAAUGCGCCCACCUUCACAAAACUUACCCUUUAGUCAUCACGAUGGUGCUCAGUCUCCGCUGUCUAAUGAUACAGUUGUUGCGUCUAGUCAUUUAAAUACCAGUACAGCACACAGCGUGGAGAAUAACAGUGAAUCGG